AUGAAGCUACUCGUGGAAAUAUACUACGACCACGUUAUCGCGACACCAAUAAAAUUCCAUACUGAAAGUUAUAUGGGAGAUGAGAUUCUUGAUGCUUCUGUCGCAACAAACCUGGUGGCGGAAAUGAAUCAAAUCGAUCUGAAUACUAUUGUUGGUAAUAAUGAGUUGAUAGUAAACGAAUACUGGCUGUUUACCAGGAGAAAUCCCAUAACACCUCAAAUGAUUAUCGAAGGAGACGUGAAUUCUAUCUUGAAUUCGAACUACGAUGCUAGUAAGCCUUUGAAAGUUAUAGUACACGGAUGGAACAGGAACGGUCAUGCUCAAUCAAACACAGUAGUAACGUCCGCGUAUUUGGAAACAUAUGACGUCAAUGUAAUUGUCGUUGACUGGAGAGUGGCUGCCAGUGGAGAUUAUGUUGAUGUUGCUUUAAGGAUUCCAGCAACUGGUCGGGCCCUUGGACACUUUUUGCAAUGGUUCCUCAACAACGCCGGUGGAAACUGGGAUACAUUGCAUUUGAUUGGCUACAGUUUUGGGGCUCAUAUAAUAGGUACAACUGGACGUCUUCUUGGAGGUCGACCUAUACGAGUCACUGGUCUAGACCCUGCCGGCCCAGGUUGGAGUGGUAACUCUCAUGCCCUGAACACUGCGGCUGGCCGUUACGUUGAGGUUAUUCACACAAAUGCAAUGACGCGUGGUAUAACAGAACCCAUUGGUCAUACGGCCUUUUAUCCGAAUGGAGGACGUUCACAGCCAGGCUGUUAUGACAGUGCCUGCAGUCACGCUCGUUCUUUCUUCUUCUUCGCUUCUAGUGUUCGUACAGAUCGUUUUGUUGCAAGACGAUGCACCGGUCUCUUACAAGCUUUGCAAAAUACAUGCAGUGGCGAUGAAUUUAACAUGGGAAACGGAAUAUUAGAUAAGAAUGGAAGCGGAAUUUAUGCGUUAACAACAGGAAGCAGUUGGCCUUUUUAA
Messenger RNA from Bicyclus anynana (squinting bush brown), 969 nucleotides. RefSeq names its product pancreatic lipase-related protein 2-like. Gene Ontology annotation, biological process: lipid metabolic process. Gene Ontology annotation, molecular function: lipase activity. The record is from RefSeq and is a predicted model, not a curated record. NCBI's taxonomy places the organism in Eukaryota, Metazoa, Arthropoda, Insecta, Lepidoptera, Nymphalidae. Bases 1 to 969 code for a protein of 322 amino acids. The transcript has 5 exons.